AAUAUAUUAUAAAAUAAAAAGUAGGCCUACUUAACAUGAUGAAAAAAAAUAAAACGUAAACAUCGGUCCCCUCAAGUAGUAGCCUAGUCUACUUCUGAGACGCAAACACCCGUUUUCCGUGAAAGCAAGAAACUAGAAAUGAUAUGUUUUAUUUAUUUUUAUUUAUUAUCUUGGGUGAAAGCCUUGUAUGUCCAAACAGCAUGUAGCCUAAGUUACGGAUCUAGUUUCGCUUACAUCCAUUUGUUUUAUUAAUCCUAACAUACUGUGCAGUACCAACGUAGGAUAGGCCUGCUUGGAAUUAGGAAUAUACGAGGUGCAGUGAAGGCAUCAGAACAGAGCUGGUGAAGGAACACCAGCGAUAAAUAGAAAAAUAGCCAAUGUGUCCAAACAAAAUAAUUGUCUGAAGUAAUGUAUCACAUAAUCUCAUAUUAAAUAGCAGUUGCAGUAUUAUUGUUGUGUCAGUCAGACUGAAAGUCCUUUAGCGGAGGAGGGUCUGGCAAAGCGAGACUACACACAAACACAAGUCUCGUGCAAGCGUUUGUAGGUCCAAAACACGCGUAGUGACGUACACUCCCACGCUGUCAAAAAGACACGAAGGGGCUUCAAGAGAGGCCGGCCUGAUGAGACGGAAAACCCCAUGCACUGGGGCUUUCCUGGACAGUUUGUUUUCCUAUAUCAGUCGUUGCAGUCGCUUUUAAAAUCAGAACUAUCUUACCGCACCGCACGAAUGAUGGACGACGCUGACCCCCUAGCUCCGAGUCCCUUCAAUAACAGCAAUUUAAAAGUGAAAGAAAGAACGCCGUUCAAUCAGGUGAUGACUUGUAAAGCCUCCAACAUGCAGAGACUGGUCCAGGUGGUGCAGAAGAGCUGCAGAACAGCCUUCCAGAUAUUCUGCUGGCCCUUAGAUGCUCUAGUGUGUGAAAAGGUCACAUUCUGCCCAGCUCAACCUCAUCAACCUACAGGGGCUAAAACUACACAAUUGGCAUUUCAGAAUCCACCAUCUACCAUUUUGAUUGUGAACAUCAGCAACUCCACCUUGAUCGACUGCGUCAUCGGGAACGACACGUACCAAUCUGCGGUGGCUGAGAGUCAGCCUCUAAUGCAGGAAUCUGAGCGCCAAAGGCAUGGUCAGGCCAGGUGCAGCUGCAGCCGUGGACAGCAGGGGGCAGCACAGACCUCUGCUCCUCCUCGUCCUCCCCCCGGUCCUCCCCUUCCAUCCGCCCAGCCUCGGAGCAUCAACAUCCACAGCUCCCGUCUCAACUAUGUCAUCAUCGGAGACAACAACUACAUGCACGCCGUGCAGACCCACUCCACUGAAACGGAAGUACCGCAUGUGUGAAGCUUUGGCCACACGGAGCGGACACACACACUACACACUCUAGCAACUCUGUCAUCUUUGGGAAGAUCAUAAUUUAAGCUCUAAGUAUGAGAUCAGAUUUUUUGUUUUGACAUUUUGUCUCAGUCUUUUGAUUCCGACUUGUUGUAUCGUUAACUACAGACAUAAUGUCUGCCUCUUCUACUCCUUUAGCAUUAUUUAAGGGCCCAUUUAACAAUCACUUAAAUUAGCAAUACAUCUGUAAUUGAUUCAUUGUUAAAUUGUCUAUAAAAUGUCAGAAUAGUCAAAGUAUUGACUUAGUAACUCAGAAUAUUGACUAAGAAUCUCAAA
Sander lucioperca (pikeperch) is the source of this 1666-nucleotide messenger RNA. RefSeq lists its product as uncharacterized. The record is from RefSeq and is a predicted model, not a curated record. Bases 638 to 1339 code for a protein of 233 amino acids. The transcript is spliced from 5 exons. NCBI's taxonomy places the organism in Eukaryota, Metazoa, Chordata, Actinopteri, Perciformes, Percidae.